Ochotona princeps (American pika) is the source of this 1184-nucleotide messenger RNA. It is a transcript of the gene TBC1D7, whose product is annotated as TBC1 domain family member 7. Bases 238 to 1119 code for a protein of 293 amino acids. Gene Ontology annotation, biological process: activation of GTPase activity; negative regulation of TOR signaling. The record is from RefSeq and is a predicted model, not a curated record. The transcript has 8 exons. NCBI's taxonomy places the organism in Eukaryota, Metazoa, Chordata, Mammalia, Lagomorpha, Ochotonidae. Gene Ontology annotation, molecular function: GTPase activator activity.
UCCGGUGUCACCGCUUCGCCUUGCAGGUUCGUCCCAGACCCCCGGGCUGCCCAGCCUACCUGGCCAGCUGCCCACCGGGGUCAGCGCGCCGGGCCCGGUUUCCGCUGCCUGCCGCCGACCUCUUAGCUGCAGUGCGGGUGUGUUUCCACUGUUAGAGGUGAAGCAGGCAUCCUAGGGACUUCCAGGGUGCGUUCUCCUUUCCAGCAAGGGGAUGCUCGCGGGCCCGCAGAAUGAAACAUGACUGAGGAUUCCCAGAGAAACUUCCGCUCAGUAUAUUAUGAGAAAGUGGGGUUUCGUGGAGUUGAAGAGAAGAAAUCAUUAGAAAUUCUCCUCAAAGAUGACCGCCUGGAUAUUGAGAAACUUUGUACUUUCAGUCAGAGAUUUCCUCUGCCAUCCAUGUACCGUGCAUUGGUGUGGAAGGUGCUUCUAGGGAUCCUGCCUCCCCACCAUGAGUCCCAUGGCCAGGUGAUGAUGUAUCGUAAGGACCAGUUCUCGGAUGUCUUACACGCCUUGAAGGUAGUUCGCUUCGUCAGUGAUGCCACGCCCCAGGUUGAAGUCUUUCUCCGCAUGUAUCAGCUGGAAUCCGGGAAGCUGCCUCCAAGUCCCUCUUUCCUUCUGGAGCCAGAAGAUGAAGUGUUUCUCGCCAUUGCUAAAGCCAUGGAAGAGAUGGUGGAAGACACUGUGGACUGUUACUGGAUCACCCGCUGCUUUGUGAACCAACUGAAUACUAAGUACCGGGACGCUCUGCCCCAAUUGCCAAAGGUGUUUGAACAGUACUUGAGUCUGGAAGAUAGCAGACUGCUGGGGCAUCUGAACACGUGUUCUGCGAUGUCCAAGCUUCCUUAUGAUCUCUGGUUCAAGAGGUGCUUCGCAGGGUGUUUGCCCGAGUCCAGUUUGCAGAGGGUUUGGGAUAAAGUUGUCAGUGGAUCCUGUAAGAUCCUGGUUUUUGUCGCUGUAGAAAUUUUAUUAACAUUUAAAAUAAAGGUGAUGGCACUGAACAGUGCAGAAAAGAUAACAGAGUUUCUGGAAAAUAUUCCGCAGGACAGCUCGGAUGCCAUCGUGAGCAAGGCCAUUGACUUAUGGCACAAACACUGCGGAACCCCGGUCCACUCAGCCUGAUCGUUCCCUGUAGUCACGGACAGCCUGCCAGGCCCAGCCUGCACAUCCUGGUUUCGUCACCAAAU